Caenorhabditis sp. 36 PRJEB53466 is the source of this 2539-nucleotide messenger RNA. Lineage: Eukaryota; Metazoa; Nematoda; Chromadorea; Rhabditida; Rhabditidae. The record is from the annotation of a GenBank genome assembly.
AUGGGUGAAACGGACGAAACGCAAUUCGGGUUUUCAUGGUUCCGGCCGAAACGUCUCCAAUGGCUCUCCAACUUUGUCCCGUUCAUGAGUAUUCUCUCUACAAACGCACUUCUCCAAGGAGCCAUCGUCAAUGGAUUGGUGUCAGUGUCGAUCAGUUCUAUCGAGAAAAGGUUGAUAAACUAUUUCAUCAAUUUAUUGCACAGUUUAACUUGUUUUCAGAUUCAAACUGACUUCCACACAAAGUGGAAUCUUCGCUGCAACAUACGAUGUUUUCGUAACCAUAAUGCUCAUCCCACUCGCCCUUUACGCCACAAAAGGUUUUCUCACUCUUUUUCAGAAAGAAUCUGGAAAUUAUCUGUUUUCAGUAAAUAAAGUCAAGUGCAUUGGACUCGGCAUGAUGAUCGUCGGAGUCGGCAGUAUUCUGGUACUGAUUCCUGAGUUUACUGCGGGGCCAUACUCGGUCGGUGAAGCCAAGAAAGAUGUUUGUGUCUCGUCAGGACCGGAUGAAAUCUGUCCUGAACAGAGUUCUGACACUUUCCUUUUUCACAGGUUUGUUGGAAUUAUUCAAGGUUUUAUUUUCAAGUUUUUUGGUUUUUUUUAGAGAACUUUGGCUGCUGCUCUUGUCUCAAGCAUUCGUGGGAAUUGGAGCAAGUCCACUUUUCACGUACGGAAUUACUUGCCUCGAUGAAUUUGACUCUCACAAACGUACUGGAAGAAACCUAGGUUUGGAAGCACUCGAAUCUCAAAAUAAGUGUUUUUUGUCAGCGCUUUACAUGAUUGCAUCGACUGUAGGCCCGGCUCUGGCAUUUGUCGGUUGUGGUUUCAUGCUCCGUGUUUGGGGUGAUUGGAGAACGGUCCCACAAGAGUGAGAAAACAAACAAUUAAAGCAGUUCUAACCAAUCAGUUUUUCAGUUUGGGAAUCGAUAACAGCGCGGAUCCUCGAUUCAUCGGAAUGUGGUGGAUCGGCUUUGUCGUUUGUGGAUUCGUCGCUCUCUUCACAGCUCUGCCGCUCAUCAUGUUUCCGAAAAAGCUGAAAGGUGACUAUUUCCUCUUCCUUUUCUUGACUGACAUGAAAAUUGAAGACACUAACGUACGCAAAGCAAAUGACGUGCACAGAACGGAUGUGUCGCUGAAUAAAGACUUCUCCGACCACAAAUAUGAGUUCUUUAAAAUUAUUUUUGUAAGUCAAUUGCACUGUCCCCUAUUAUAACUUGUUUUAUCAUCAAGUUUUCUCACAGAUGCUUUUCAAAAACAAAACGUGUAUGUUUGUCAUUUUAAUGCAAACUAUUGAAGCGAUGCUUAUGAACGGUUACAUCACGUUUAUUCCGAAACUUUUGGAAACUCUUCUCGGAUUCUCAUCAGGAAACUCGAGUCUCAUCACAGGUUCCUCACGUCAGCUUGAGAACAUCAAAAACUAACAUAACUCUUUCAGGAGGUGUUGUCGUGCCAGUUGGAAUCACUGCAAGUUACAUUGGAGGGAAGAUCGCAAAGCGCUUCGAGAAUCGCUUCAAGCCUUCCAUGUACUUUGUGAUGGUGUUCGGUGUUCUUGCUGCUAUCUGCAGUAGUUGCCUUUUGAUCCGUUGCGAUUCACUGAAUGUGUUUAGAGUCAACGUUCCAUCUACCGAGUAUUUUGAAGAUUUUUCUUCUAAUUUCAUCAUUACCAUUUCAGUCUCCCAAAGUUCGGAGCAGUGUCUUCCUGUAGCGAAAACUGUCAUUGCGAUUCCUUUUUCAAUCCAGUCUGUUCCGAAGAGAGCAAGUUGACAUUCUUGUCCCCAUGUCACGCUGGAUGCGCGGACCUGCCGGUAAAUAUAUAAUCGCGUUUCCAUAUUGUUUGAUUUCUUGCAGGGCACCACGUUUGGAGCUCACAACUGGACAAGCUGUGGAUGUUCUAAGAAUGGAUUUGUCAAGAAAGGAUACUGUGAUGCCUCUUGUCAAAAGGAAACGUAUCAGUUUAUUGGAAUGUUCAUCGCAUUGUCCUUCUGCAUUUUUAUCACUGCGCCGGUGCUGCAAAGCUCAUCACUACGGUAAGAAUGAAAGGCGAUCAUAAUUGCAUUACUUCUCUGCAGAGUUGUCAACUACAAGCACCGUGAUCACUUCACUUGCUUUGGCUGGCUGUGGAUGCGUAUUCUUGGUAGUAUUCCGGGAGCCAUCGUUUUCGGAUACAUUAUCGAUGUGAACUGUAUGUACUGGCAGAAAGAUUGCUCAUCGCAAAAGUGUCAGUAUUACAAUGCCUCGAAUCUUGGCUGGGCGUUCUUCUGUUUCAGUAAGAACUGUUUGAUUUGUAAUGAUUUGUAAACGUCACAUUUUCAGCGGUUGUUGUCAAAUUGACAGGUGGAAUGCUUCUCUUUCUGGCCGCCUACUUCUACCAGGAACCUGAUCAUUCGACAGGCAAAGAGUCGAAUAGAACCCUAAAUACAGAUGCGUCUGAAUCUGUGAAAAUGUCGUACGAGAAGGUGCACUUGUAAAGAAGAACUCCAUCGACCGAUUAUAUUUGCAGAAUUUACCGUCCGGAAUGUCUCCGCAAACAUUAGUAUACUAG